Molecule: messenger RNA, 1261 nt
Organism: Guyanagaster necrorhizus
Lineage: Eukaryota; Fungi; Basidiomycota; Agaricomycetes; Agaricales; Physalacriaceae
Exons: 10
Coding region: 187-1149 (320 amino acids)
Source: RefSeq, a predicted model, not a curated record
CUAGCUUCAGUACAGUCUCAUAAGAUGAUGGCGAUUCUAAGUCGGGGAUGACACGACCGAUGGGGUUCUUUUCGUAUUGAGGGCUGCCGUUAUAUAACUUGCAUCGCUUAUACUCUCGUUUCGCUCUGUUGAUGCACUUAUCGCACCUCCAUCCCCACUUACAACAGGCCAGGCAUCGUCGCGCCCAUGAUAACCGGUGAAUUGUUGCAUCGCGAGGAGACGUCGUCCUAUACAGGUUCGGAAAGGAGAUGUCUGGUUGCCUUCUACGUUCUACAACUCGCGGGAUUUGGGGGCCUCCUUACUAUCCUGCUUACUGGGAUCUUUUCUCCCACAGUCGCAAAACGGCACGUAUGCUGGUUAAACUUUAUCAUAACAUGGAUGGCUUCGGCUAUAUCGUAUAGUUUACUUGUCGGUCAUUCUAUGGAUUGGGAACCUCCCCACGGACUUUGCUUAACGCAGGCCAUAUUGAUAUAUUCGGUUCCUACUUUAACGACUUGCACCACCACAGCACUCGUGAUCCACGUAUCCAUUUCAAUGAAUGCCCUUUUAUCGCCACCUUCCGGAGUUCAUUUCAAUUGGACACCAUUUCUAUAUGUAAUGCCGUAUCUUGCCUCAGGUGGAAUGGCCGCGCUCUCACUCGCUAUUGGAUUGCAAGAUCCAGAUACUGUGGCAAGAAGAGAGUCGAGAAUGUACUGUAACUUUGCAAAUCGAACACCGUCUCACGUCUCCUCUGCGCUGGUUGCAGGUAUAAUGGUGCUGUGUCUAUUGGUAGAGAUUUUUGUGCUGGUCAAGUUGCGCAAGAACUGGAUGUACCUGAGGAAAAAAAGAGACCGCCAGACGAUAUCGUCGAUACUCCGUGUCCUGGCGUUUAGCGCAGUGGGAUGCAUGGCCAUUGGGCUAGGAUUUGUUUUUGUGUUUACUUCGUAUCGCGGCCCUGCACUAAACCUUAUACUAGGCAGUGUACCGCUACUUGCUGUCUUGCUCUUUGGUACUCAACAGGACAUCUUAGACUCCUGGUUUUAUUUGUUUCGCGGGAAACAGAAACCCAAAACAGAGAACCUCUCCCUCCACUAUAGCAAUCCAUCCUGGAUGGCACCAGGCACAAGUCGAGACCCAUUUAUCGCCUCGUACACCGGGACCGAAGGGUAACCGUAGCACUAAUUCUUUUGUAUAAUAUAUAACACUCUACUACAGUACAUACUGUAUUUUUAGCAAUGGCAAACAUCGACACUCCAAUUAUCCAAAUUAGACAUCAUCUUCC